Aspergillus oryzae RIB40 is the source of this 801-nucleotide messenger RNA. RefSeq lists its product as uncharacterized. The transcript has 3 exons. The record is from RefSeq and is a predicted model, not a curated record. The coding region runs from base 1 to 801 and encodes 266 amino acids. Lineage: Eukaryota; Fungi; Ascomycota; Eurotiomycetes; Eurotiales; Aspergillaceae.
AUGGAGCAGCUCUCUCUAUCAGGCAUCUCACCGAAGGCGGACUUUGAGAAUAUUCCAAUCAUUGACGUCGCAGCUUUAAAGAGUCCGGAUCGCAGAGAACGACAGAGACUAGCGAGGGAAAUCUAUGAUGCCUGCACACAGGUUGGGUUCUUCUACAUUAAGGUGACUUACAUCUCUUCACGAUUCCAAAUUCCACUGAUCAUUAACAUAUGUCCUGCAGAAUCAUGGGAUAUCGGAGGAGCUAAUAAUGGCUCUUCACGAUGCGGCGCAUCGAUUCUUCGCCCUCCCAGAAGAGCAGAAAAUGGAAUAUUCUGUGGCGAAGUCGAAGAGGAAAUAUCGAACGCUGAUGAUCCGUGUGAGCGCACCGAUACAAAUAAUAUAGGCGCGCUUCUGGAAUCAUUUGAUAUCGGUUAUGAAAUCCUCGCUGAUCCCCAACGUGCAGCAGAUGAUGUGCUUCCCCCAGACACAUAUGAUCUAUACGGAGACAACCAGUGGCCCAGCAAUGAGGUGCUUCCAAAAUUCCGAGAAACGUAUUUGCUGUAUUGUGCCGAGGCACUCACCCUCUGUCGAAGACUAAUGAGAAGCUUUGCACUUGCCCUUGGCCUCGACGAGGGUUUCUUUGACCCCGUGAUGAACUUUCCGGGGGUCACAUCCCGCCUCUUGCAUUACCCACCCCAGACUGUGGAGGGAGAGGUCAGAGAUGGGCUCGGGGCUCACACGAUAACGUACCCGCAUUGCAAGUCCGUAACGCUCGCGGCGAAUGGGUGGUGGCGCCUCCUAUUCCAGGGACGCUGGUUGUGA